AUGCCGGGCUUCGCAGAUCUCAAGGACCGGGCGUCCAACGUUUUCGGUGGCGUUGGGUUCGAAAAGUUCGAAACCAAGCAAGGCUAUGACCAGAUGGAUGGGGCGGCCGUCGGUGGCGCCUACCAGACGGACACCGGCGGCAACGACUCACCGAUGUCGUUCGAGGAAAUUGAACGGCCACCGUUGCGCCACGUCGACAAGUACGUCCGGGCGGAGUGUCCCUGCAUCAAGACGACCCGCUACACGAUCUCGCUGAUGACCUGCCUCGGCUUUAUCAUUUCGUUUGGUAUGCGCUGUAACAUGGGCAUGGCCAAGCUGCAGUUCGAGAACGGGUCGGUAAAAUACAACUGGACCGUGGCGAUGGAGAGUGCCGUCGAUUCGUCUUUCUUCUGGGGCUACCUAGUGACGCAGGUACCGGGCGGUUUCCUCGCAUCGAUGUUUCCAGCAAAUCGUAUCUUCGGCACGGCCAUCGCCAUCUCGGCCUUUCUGAACCUGCUCGUCCCGGGCGCCAUGAUGCUGCAUCCGACCGUUGUGAUUCUGGUACGCGUCCUGCAGGGUCUGGUAGAGGUGAGUAGAUGUCGGUCGAAAAGUUUCCCGACUGUCAGAAACCGUACGAGCGCGUAUGUCACCGGUUCGGGGUUCUCGCUCUAGGGUGUAACGUAUCCCGCCUGUCACGGUAUAUGGCGCUUCUGGGCCCCACCACUCGAGCGCUCCCGGCUGGCAACGAUGGCAUUCAGCGGGUCGUACGCGGGUGUCGUGAUAGGUAUGCCAAUGUCCGGCAUUCUGACCGGCUCGAUCAGUUGGCACGCCCCGUUCUACUUCUACGGCGUGAUGGGUCUGAUAUGGUACUGCUUUUGGCUGUGGUUAUCGUUCGAGAAACCGCGCCAACAUCCAACCAUCUCCGUGAAGGAGCUGAAGUACAUCGAAAAGUCACUCGGCGAAUCGGUACAGCUGCCGAUGCCGACCAUAGCAACGACACCGUGGCGUCACUUCCUGACGUCGAUGCCCGUGUACGCGAUCAUUGUGGCGAACUUUUGCCGCUCGUGGAAUUUCUAUCUGUUGGUACUGUACCAGAGUGCCUACCUGAAGCAUUCGUUCGACUUCCGGAUUGAGGAGACUGGUUUGCUGGGUGCACUGCCCCAUCUACUGAUGACGAUCAUCGUACCAUUCGGCGGUAUGCUGGCGGAUCACAUCCGAAAGACUGGUCUCCUGUCGACCACCAACGUGCGGAAGCUGUUCAACUGCGGCGGGUUCGGGUUGGAAGGUCUCUUUUUCUUGGUCGUAGCACAUGCCACCAGUUCUAUGGGUGCAGUGACGGCACUGACGCUCGGUGUUGCCUUCAGCGGGUUCGCCAUAUCCGGUUACAACGUCAAUCAUCUGGACAUUGCUCCACGCUACGCCAGUAUUCUGAUGGGAAUGUCCAACGGCAUCGGUACGAUAGCGGGCCUGAUCUGCCCUAUCGCGAUAGACCACCUUACACGGGGGCAGCCUAAAUCAUGCUGGUCCACGGUGUUCACGAUAGCAGCCACGGUACACUUGGUUGGCAUUACAUUUUACGCGAUUUUUGCGUCGGGUGAGCUACAACCGUGGGCCGAACCGACGGUAGAAGAACAACGAGCCUGGGACCCGGUUGGUUCCGGUUACGAGAAGGAAACCACCUUCAACGAUGCCGGUGACGGCGGCACUGCCGGUGGCAUUACGGAUCCAAUGGCGCAGAUCAACGCCACCAAGACGGUCUCGUACGGUGCGGUCCAACAGCACGUGGCCAACAAUCCGUUCGCCUAUCCGAACGCCAUCAGCGAGGAACCGGUACAGCCGGAAGCGAGGGACACAUACUUACACGGAAAUCCCACAGAGCGUACCUACUGA
Messenger RNA from Anopheles marshallii, 1869 nucleotides. RefSeq names its product vesicular glutamate transporter 1 (gene VGlut). NCBI's taxonomy places the organism in Eukaryota, Metazoa, Arthropoda, Insecta, Diptera, Culicidae. Gene Ontology annotation, biological process: synaptic transmission, glutamatergic; regulation of synapse structure or activity; transmembrane transport. The record is from RefSeq and is a predicted model, not a curated record. Gene Ontology annotation, molecular function: L-glutamate transmembrane transporter activity; neurotransmitter transmembrane transporter activity. Gene Ontology annotation, cellular component: synaptic vesicle membrane; excitatory synapse.